Molecule: messenger RNA, 1173 nt
Organism: Apis laboriosa (Himalayan honeybee)
Lineage: Eukaryota; Metazoa; Arthropoda; Insecta; Hymenoptera; Apidae
Exons: 3
Source: RefSeq, a predicted model, not a curated record
AUGCGUUUUGCGAUUAACAGGUUAUUUGUUGCAGCACAAACAGAUCAGUGUGUCAUGGUGCGUACCGCUUUUGUAUAUAAGAGAGGAUCAAGGUAUCAGGGAUCAGCAGACAAAAACUAGACUUCGGUUACUACGUCCGAGCUUCCCCAUUCGUCCGAAAGCGAGAACAUGACGAGGAGUGUGGCGUCUGUCGUUUGCAUCGUCUUCCUAGUUUUGACUAUCGUCGUCGCGAAACCGGUUCCUCAGCGAAGCAACGAUGGCGUAGUGGUCGCACCGAAAAAUACUCUGUACUAUCCAUACGCGUUUUGGUUCGUCAGACCAUACUACGACCAAGAUGACAUCGAUGUUGGCAGUUUCCAGUUAGAACGAAGAUCAUCUACCAUAUCGUACGCCAACAUUGGGGCCGGUUGGGGUCGUUAAAUUCGACGCUUCUUCGAUUUAUAACCAUCGGUUUCGAUGACAUGGUCGGCAUCAUAAAUUUAUAUUUAAUCGCGUUAAAUUAAUUAUAUAUAAUUGAUAACUUAUCAGAUUGUCGACGAGAACGAUGGAACUGACACCGUAAAUUAAUAAUUAAGUUAGUAAACAGGUACAAAAUAGUUUUACAUAUAUUUUCAUAUUGUUAUAAUAUAGAUUUAAUCAACGUCAAUGCUGAUCGCUGCGCGAAUUCUUAAUUGAAAAACAAUUAAACGAACGAAUUUCGAUCAGAACUGCCGUAAAUCAUGUCGAUUAAAAGAAAAAUCUACAGGACAAUUAAAAAGCGCUAUCACAACAAAUUAUUAUGGAAUACCUAACGGGCAGAUAUUUCGAUCUGUUCGAUACAAAGCUUGUCAAUUUGAUGGAUCAAUCGAAGAAAUUAAUGUAAGAAUUUGUAUCUGUAGCAAUUGAAACUAUCCAUAGAUUUAUUAGAUUUAUUCAAUGAUAACGAGAAAAUCCAACUUUAAUCCCACCGAUGUUAAUUUUCAUCGAUUCUAUACGUAAAUUGUACGUAUGCAAUUCUCAGAGAUUUUAUUUCAAGAAUAUAUUAUUCGUUUUGCAUUGACAAACACGUGUUUAAACUGAAACAAUUAUUGCAUUUGUGACUUAUCAAGGCGAUUUGACAAAUUUUUUUCUAUUAUUAAACAAAUUAUUAUAUAGUUUAAGAACCAUAUGUAUAUCAUUUUGUAAGCUUGUAUA